This is a messenger RNA of Clunio marinus, 180 nucleotides long. The record is from the annotation of a GenBank genome assembly. Lineage: Eukaryota; Metazoa; Arthropoda; Insecta; Diptera; Chironomidae.
AUGUCACAGAGGGGAAAUUAUUUUGUUCCUUCUGGAUGUCUUUUAAGUAGAUUUUGGUAUCGCAAUAAACCAUUAAAGACGCAACAGAUGGUUUAUUUUCGAUUAGAGACUGUAGAGCAAGCAACAUACGACUAUAUCGAGCAACAAUCAGUUUUUUACAGCUCAUCAGUUUGGCGCUAG